AUGACAGAAUCAACAUCAGCUCCAGUUCAAGCUCAGGCUCAACCAUCAACGCCUCAAAAACAAGGUUCAUCAGCUGCCGGCAGUAAAAAGAAGACGGCUGGUGCUAAAAAAUCAGCUUCAUCGCACCAGUCAAACCAUCCGAAAUACGCUGAUAUGAUAAAAGCGGCUAUUGUACAAUUAAAUGAUCGUGGUGGUUCAAGCCGUGCUGCUAUUCUGAAAUAUGUUUUGGCGAAUUACAAAGUUGAACCACAAUCAGCGAAUCAACAUUUGAAAGUUGCACUAAAAAAUGGUUUAAAGACAAAUUAUUUUCGACAAACGAAAGGCACUGGUGCUAGUGGAUCAUUCAAAUUGGGUACAGCUACUGGAAGCAGUAAAAAAAAAGUAAUCAAAUCAAAAUCGUCCACGUCGGCUAAAAGUGCAACUGGUACUCCGAAGAAAGCAAGUGGUACUCCAAAAAAAAAAUCAACAUCAUCGACAACUGCAGCUAAACCGAAAAAAGCCGCAACGGCCAAACGUUCAACAUCGCCAUCGAAACCCAAAGCUCCACGUGAAGCCAAACCCAAAACUAAAGCUUCGACAAAAUCAAGUACAACAUCAACAAAAAAGAGUGCAUCAGCUAGUGUUCCGAAACCGGCAACGACCAAGAAAGCUGCUUCACCAACGAAAGCUGCUACUAAACCGAAAUCAACAGCAUCGAAGCAAAGUGGUGGAGUGAAAAAAUCCGCUUCAGCCACGAAAAAACCAAAAGCAGCUGGGGUUAAAUCGGCAUCGUCCAAAAAAGUAGGAAAAAAAGCAACACCAAAGAAAACUAAGAAUUAA
Molecule: messenger RNA, 819 nt
Organism: Didymodactylos carnosus
Lineage: Eukaryota; Metazoa; Rotifera; Eurotatoria; Philodinida; Philodinidae
Source: the annotation of a GenBank genome assembly